Messenger RNA from Entrophospora sp. SA101, 126 nucleotides. Lineage: Eukaryota; Fungi; Glomeromycota; Glomeromycetes; Entrophosporales; Entrophosporaceae. The record is from the annotation of a GenBank genome assembly.
AUGGUUUCAAUUGAUAUGCCAGCUGGUCCAUCUGAACUUUUAGUGAUAGCUGAUAACACAAGCAUUCCAGCAUAUGUUGCAUCAGAUCUUUUAUCACAAGCUGAACAUGGGACAGAUUCUCAGUAA